Molecule: messenger RNA, 1755 nt
Organism: Hansenula anomala
Lineage: Eukaryota; Fungi; Ascomycota; Saccharomycetes; Phaffomycetales; Wickerhamomycetaceae
Exons: 1
Coding region: 1-1755 (584 amino acids)
Molecular function (GO): phosphoprotein phosphatase activity
Source: RefSeq, a predicted model, not a curated record
AUGGAGAGUCCACCUCCGACCCACAAGCUUUCAUUGAUUCUCCAUGGGAAAGGUGGUCAUAAGAACUAUUGUUAUCAGGCCAUGUUGGCUCAAGAAUUGGCUACAAAAUUAGGUAUUUAUAGUUUUAGAUUGGAUUUUAGAGGGUGUGGUGACUCUCAACAAAAUGAAGAUGAAUCAAUGGGGAGAAUGAUAUCACAAGAUAUCGAGGAUAUAAAUCUUUCAUUAGAUGUCUUCAGCAAUGGUGCUUCAUUUGAAGAAAUUGGUAUAAAUUUAACAACUCAUUCAAUUGUGGCACAUUCUAGAGGUUCAGUGGCCAUGAUGAGAUGGGCCAUUGAAGAGCAAAAAAAAUUAGACAAGGGCGAACCAAAUUAUAGAUUUGUUCAAAAUUUAGUUAAUACAGCUGGUAGAUUUAAUGGGAAACUAUUAUUAGAUGGUUUGAAAAUACAAGCAUCACCGGAAGGUUAUACUUUGAAUCAGUAUAGAUUGGGUAACUACCAAGAUUUGGUAAUUCAAACUCCAGAGACUGCAGAUCUGGGGUCUCAAAAUUUAGAAGAGAUGAAAUAUAUUAAUGAUGAGAUUCAAGUAUUGAGUGUUUAUGGGUUACAUGAUCAUAUUGUUCCAAUAGAAGAUUCAACACAUUUUGCCAAUCUAUUAGGAUCUAGACAUACCUUGAGAUUUAUCAACUUUGCUGAUCAUAAUUUUUACGGAUCUCAAGAAGUUACAGAAAAGAAUAAAUCCAGGUUGAAUCCAAAUGGAUAUCCUUUGAAUAAGAGAAACAAAGUGAAUUAUAACUAUCAAGCUACAGAGAUAAUUAUCGAUUACUUAUCUAGUGCAAAUGAUUUAGAAAGAUUCAAGACUUCAACAGAUAUUGUUUAUCAAUCUCCAAGAUGGAGAGAAAUUGAUGGGAUUGCAAAUUUUAGAGAUAUUGGUGGUUGGAGAACAAAAGAUAAUAAGCAUUACGUUAAGUCAGGCGUUAUCUUUAGAUCCGCAAAUACCUCAAAUGUUACAGAGACUGGUAAAAAACAAUUGAAUGAAUUAGGCAUCAAGAGUGUUUUUGAUUUCAGAUCGUAUGGUGAGUUUAAAAAAGCUGGUGGGUUAGAGAUCAAAGGUGUAAAUGUUAAUAACAUUCCAGUUUUCACCAAGACUGAUGUUUCUCCUCAAUCCAUUGCACUUAGAUAUAAAAAUUUGUUAACAUCAUGGUAUACUUUCAAAUAUGUUUAUGAAAACAUGUUGGAGAAUGGUUCAUAUGCAUUCAAAUCUGUCUUGUUGUUCUUGAGAGAUCAUGAAAAUGUCCCAAUUAUUUUCAAUUGUACAGCUGGUAAAGAUAGAACAGGUGUCAUGGCUAUGAUUAUUCUGUUAUUAUUAGGUGUUGAAAAUCACAUAAUUGCCAAAGAGUAUGAAUUAACUACAAUUGGAUUGAUUCCAAAUCAUGCGCAGAUUAAAAAGGAGUUUUUCGAAGCUUCAAAUGAUUUCAAAGAAAAAUUCAAAGAUAGUGACCAUUUCAAAGAAUUCUCUUCAUUAUCACCAGAUGCAAUGUUCAAUAAUUUGAUUAGCUCAAAAUAUGAAAGUAUGAUUGCUACAAUUGAAUUAUUCAAUCAAAAAUUUGGUGGUAUUGAGAAAUAUUGUAUCGAUUAUUUGGGGUUGAGUAAAGAAGAUUUAUCCAAGAUUAGAUCAAAUUUGUUGACAAAUUCAUCACCUUACCCAGAUCAAAAUGCAAUUUGGAAGCAUAGAGCUCAAUCAGGAAGUUUACUAUGA